UUCCCGCAUACGCUACUUGGCAAUCCAAUUAGUCGUUCAAGAUUUUGGAAUACAGCUACGGAAGAAUUCUUUUUUGAUCGGCACAGGGCCAGCUUUGAGGCGAUUCUGUACAUAUAUCAAAGUAACGGUGUAGUGAAAAGACCAGAAGCUGUUCCUCUGGAUUUAUUCUUAAAAGAACUCAAGUUUUUUGAGAUGGGAGACGAUAUAAUAGAAUCAUUCUGGAUGAGUGAAGGCUACGAAAAACCUGCUGAAGCAAUGAUGCCUCAAAACCAUUUUCAAAGGAAAGUAUGGGAGUUGAUGGAGUAUCCAGAUUCUUCUGUUUGGGCAAGAAUUACGGCAUUUAUCUCAAUAUUCGUUAUAACAACCUCAAUCGUAUCAUUUUGCUUAGAGACUCUUCCUGACUUCCGGGAUCUCAAUGAAACAAUGUCUGACACUGGACUUGUUGAGAGGUCCAGAAAUUGGUCAAAUCCAUUUUUUGCUAUUGAAUGUUGUUGUAUCAUAUGGUUUACAGUUGAAUUAAUGUUACGAUUUUUAAGUUGUCCGUGUAAGCUGACUUUUAUGACUUCAUUUCUAAAUAUUAUCGACUUUGUUGCUAUUGCUCCGUUCUUCUUUAGCCUUGUUUGGUCUGAUUCAGCAAAAAAUUCUUCAAUGUCAUUUGCUGUACUACGAGUUUUACGAUUAGUUCGAGUUUUCAGGAUUUUUAAACUAAGCAGGCACUCAGUCGGUUUACAAAUACUCGGCAAAACGUUCAAAGCAUCAAUUCAGGAAUUCUGUUUGUUGAUAUUUUUUUUGGCUAUCGCUUUAGUGUUAUUCUCCAGUGGCGUUUAUUUUGCUGAACAAAAUGAGCCAGAUACAAAGUUCACAUCAAUUCCGGCCUCGUUUUGGUUUGUUCUGGUUACAAUGACGACUGUUGGGUACGGCGAUUUGACUCCGACAAGUGUUUUUGGUAAAGUAGUUGGAGGUGCUUGUUCGCUAAUAGGUGUGCUUACUUUAGCUCUACCAGUUCCAAUUAUUGUAAGUUGCAAAUGA
Molecule: messenger RNA, 1029 nt
Organism: Enterobius vermicularis (human pinworm)
Lineage: Eukaryota; Metazoa; Nematoda; Chromadorea; Rhabditida; Oxyuridae
Source: the annotation of a GenBank genome assembly